Messenger RNA from Owenia fusiformis, 1729 nucleotides. NCBI's taxonomy places the organism in Eukaryota, Metazoa, Annelida, Polychaeta, Sabellida, Oweniidae. The record is from the annotation of a GenBank genome assembly.
GUUUCAUAUGGAUAUCUAAAGAAAAACAUCUCAUUGGUCCGCUUAUUUUUCCCGGAAUUUUCCAUGACGUAUAACAUGAAGAAAGUUGUUGAAGAAUUUGCCGACCACACAACAGCUCAUGGGUGGGGAAAUAUAUCUCAAAGAUCAUCAACGUUGGGAAAAACUGUAUGGAUUAUUUUCACGUUAGGUUGUACAUGUUUAGCAAUAGCAUCCAUAAUUGGGACAAUUUCUAAAUAUUUUGAAUAUGAAACGAAAGACAUAGUGGAAUUGAGAGAUGAACCAUUGGAAUUUCCUUCAGUGACAGUGUGCCCAUUGAAUCCUAUAGCACACACACACCAAUUGAUGUACCGGCAAAACAUUUAUUAUGAAAUUGUAGAUUACCAUAACUUAACAAAUAAUAUUUUACCUACAGAAAGAAAGACACCCCAACAUAAUACAUUAUACAAGGACUACAUCAAUCAACUGGUUUCAUAUCAAGGAUAUUAUGAAAAUGCUAUGCAAAUAUUAGUUUACAGCCAUAACAAAGAUGAUUUCAUAACAUCGUGUACUUACAUGGAAAAUAUGUGCAAUCGGAGCGAUAUAACAACAUCUUUACACCAUGAGCAUUACAAUUGUUUUACUUACAGCACUAGUAGGUCUCUGCCAGAUUUUGCUAAAACAACUGUUGGGCCAAAUAGUGGACUUUCCAUGAUUCUAUAUCUAGAUGUUUCGAAGCUGAGCAUGACCUUAUACGACCCAAAUUACCCAACAUCUGGCAGUAAUGGGGCUAGGGUUGUCAUACAUGAAAGAGGAUCCUUGCCUGACCCAGAAAAGGAUGGAUCUGACAUUGAGCCAGGUCACUCCGUUAAUGCUGCAUUGUCAGUAAAUCGACGUGAACUGAUGAAGAAACCGUGGGGUAAUUGUGUUGAUUAUUCUGCAUUGGAUGCUGGAGGGUUUGUACAUACUAUGAAUUCUUGCAUCAAACGGUGCCAACAGAAGAGAGUCUAUGAAGAGUGUGGUUGCGUAAAGGCAUCUCUCCCAUUGGAGCCUGAUUUGGAAAAUGCACAAUUCUGCGGAAAGCUUGAUGUGAAAGAAUGGUUGAAAAAUGAACCAAACAUUACCAUUCUUAAUGAAGAUCUGAAUAGGCUAGAAUGCCAAAAGUCAGCGUGGAGACCCUGCAAAACAUGUGCAAAAAAUUGCACAUACCAUACAUAUGAUGUAUCUCUAUCUCAGUCAGAGUGGCCAACAGAUGGAGCUGUUAAAUCAUUUUAUGAACGUUGGAUUAUGCAACAGCCAAACUAUGAAAACUCAACACUGUACCACAGAUUUCACAGGGAAAUGAAAGACUUAAAAGACAUAUACUCAGUUACUGAAACUACUAAAUCUGCAAUAAAAAACAACUUUGUUCGCUUGAAUGUCUACUUCAAGGAGUCAGAAACUAAAGUUACAACUAAAGCCCAAGCAUUUGAUCUUGCGAACCUUAUAGCAGAGACAGGGGGUUUCCUAGGCUUUUAUGUUGGAAUAUCCGUAAUAUCAAUUGCGGAGGUUAUGAUUUUACUUUAUAAUCUUUUAAACUUCUUGAGAAACAAACUAAUUCAACAAAAGUACAAUAAUACAAAUAAUGCUGGUGUAAAUAUUAAACAAAAUGGCAAAUGACAGAAUUCAUCAAAAGGGACACAAUUUAUUUAUUAUAUGACAUAUAUUACCCUGACAUGUUCCAGGUCGUUCAAUAAGUUUGUGGAAACAAUGU